Messenger RNA from Poeciliopsis prolifica (blackstripe livebearer), 739 nucleotides. It is a transcript of the gene ctxn2, whose product is annotated as cortexin 2. The record is from RefSeq and is a predicted model, not a curated record. The transcript has 2 exons. NCBI's taxonomy places the organism in Eukaryota, Metazoa, Chordata, Actinopteri, Cyprinodontiformes, Poeciliidae. The coding region runs from base 379 to 624 and encodes 81 amino acids.
AUGAGCAGGAGGCAGCAGCAAGCGCUAGGACAGGAGCCGCAUCUCUCAGGAGAAACGCGUAGAACGGAUUGAUCCAGCCCCACGCCUCUGCUCCUCUGUCUUCUCCUUUUUUUUCUUUACCCUCAGCUUUUUUUAAAUUCAUUUAUUUAUUUAUUUUUUGCUCAGAUGUGAGCUGCUAGCCUGGCGCAUCCAGCAUGCCAGCAAUGGGUGGAUUAACUGAUACACGUCUGAGAGCUCCAAGGAGGAGGAGGAAGAGUUGCUUGCAGGAAUCGGCAGCAACAGGUCUGUAAGGAUGGCAUGGAAAUGAUGGUGACAUGCAGGCUUCGAAACGCCUGAUCCCAUCUGUGAAGAGAUGAGGCACCUAGACGUGGGCUUACCAUGAGCAGCGUCCACUUCAACCACUCCCUUGCUGCCAUGAGUGGAAACGACAUAAUGGCGCACUCUCUGACUCUGGAGCAGAAGACGGCAUUUGCCUUCGUGGGGAUGCUGCUGGUGUUCUUGGGACUGCUGAUAAUACGCUGCUUCAGGAUCCUGCUGGACCCCUACAGCAGCAUGCCCUCCUCCAACUGGGCCGAUGGCAUCGAGGGGCUGGAGAAAGGGACGUUCGAGUACGCCCUCACCUAACGAUGGGACAAGAAUACACACAAAUUACGAGAAAAGAUGCCCAAGCCUACACAACCACCGCUCCCGACACUCCCAUUAAGACACCCCCAAGUGAUGAACCAAGCUCAAGCUGCGA